This is a messenger RNA of Daldinia caldariorum, 2073 nucleotides long. Its product is annotated as DUF155-domain-containing protein. The transcript is spliced from 2 exons. The coding region runs from base 180 to 1931 and encodes 583 amino acids. Lineage: Eukaryota; Fungi; Ascomycota; Sordariomycetes; Xylariales; Hypoxylaceae. The record is from RefSeq and is a predicted model, not a curated record.
UGUUCUCUAUUAGGAGGUCGGUUUUGAACAGUUCUUGAAUUGAACUAGUCAAGCCAUACCUAAUUUAGCUGAACGAGGAUUUAUCCUGUAACUCACCAGCAUAUCUCAUCAAUUAUACAUACCUACCUAGAUACACAUACACAUACGCCGAAUCCUCAAUCCUCAAUCCUCAAACCAAGAUGACAGCAAAAGGGGAAACUGCUCGCGGGGCAUCGGGUCGCUCACCAAUGCGCUUUAUAUCCGUCGAUAACGUUCUACAGCAUGCUUCCGAAAUACCGUCCGGUCAACCGCGUGUUCCCCCACAACGCGGCCCUCGUGUCAUUCCCGGUGUACGACGCGUAAAUGGAGGCGGUCUUCCUAAUCUUGCAUCACGCACGGGGCAGCAUAACAUGCCAUCGCGGACCACUAGAAUUAGUGAGAAGCUGGUGUUGUUACCCGAGACAGCUGGCGAUUUAGAAGGACCCGAUGAAGAAGUCGGAUCUGGUUUUCGCGAGGACGAGACGAGGCCGUUGAAGGAUGAAGAGCUAGACGUUUUGAGGAAACGGGGAGGGCUACGUGGGAAAAGCUAUGCCGAACGACUACCCAAGUUUGAAAGAACCGAAAAACUGUCGAGGCUCACUGCCUAUUGCACUGCACAGUCCUACAAGAUGAAAUCGACCUCGGAAUUUCUCCGCAAGAAGCACGACGCUAAAACAAAACUCUACGACGAUUGCCUCUAUACCGUAUACCAUCUGCCGCUACUACCGGGCGUGGACGGUUGUCGCGUGAGGAGUCGACCGAUACUUAAAACCCCCGGCACGGGCAAGACGGUUUUAGAUCUCGAAAUCGAGCGGAGCGAACGGAGAGAUGAGCAUAUGGGCUAUUACGACGAAUAUUCAUUCAAUGAACGAAACGGAAGUCCCAGCCACGAAAAUGGCAGCUAUCAAUCUACAUCCGAUGAUAGUGGUAGUGGUCGGGAUCCCGAAGGUCACACUUCUCAACAAGACCACCAAUCAUCGAGUCCUAUUAAUAGGCUGGCACCCAAUGCUAAACAAUUUGCUGAGAUGUUUGUUUUCUCGUACGGCGUUGUCGUAUUUUGGAACUUCACCGAAGCCCAGGAAAAGGCUAUUCUAGCCGACAUCACGUUUGCUGAGACUGAGAACGGGACACCGUUGGUCUCGCGACCCCUUGACCAGAGCGAUGUUGAGACGGAGGAAUUCCAUUUCGAGUAUAACGCGGAUGUAAAGAGACCGCGAAUAUUCAACGAUAUGAUUACAUUGCUUCCACGGUCGGAUCAUAUGGUCAAACUGACUAUCAGCCACGCUAUCGCACAGAGCACCAAACUCUGCUUUUUCGAGGAGCGUAUGUCUGAAACUAUGCUGAAUGCGCAGGAUGUGCCGAAGCGACUAGCUCUUACCGGAGAGUUGAACAUGACGAGAACCGAGAUCGUGAAGAUCCUAGGCCGUCUAUUCAAGAGUCGUGUUGAUAUUAACCUCUCAUCCAAUAUUCUUGAUGUACCUAACUUCUUCUGGGACUCGGAACCUACGUUGCAUCCGCUUUAUGUUGCUAUUCGUGAAUACUUAGAGAUCGAUCUGCGCACCAAGGUGCUCAAUGAACGAUGCCGCGUCUUUCUUGAUCUUGCUGAGAUAUUGUCGGAUUCUGUCGCUGACGCGAAAAUGAGUGCCAUCACGUGGAUCAUUAUUGUUCUCAUUAUCGUUAGUAUCCUCGUUACCGUGACCGAAGUUGCUCUGCGGUUUGGUAUCCUCUCCAAGGAGCGAGGCGAGGGCAAUGGCGUGUCGAAUCCUCAAAACAUUCUCGGCGAAGGAUGGGUUGCUGUUCGAUCUAACGCUACCCUGGAGCAGCUGAGACAAUGGGGCGUUAGCCUAAACGAAGAAGAAAAAGCGGCCGUGUGCGGUGCGGAUUACAUCGGGACUACGUUUGCUGGUAUCUAAUAUUUAACAACAUUUCCUUUUGUACCACGCUUGCAUUCUAGGACGGCGGAAAACAGGCGCAAGGGGAGUACCGGUUUUGAUACCCAUGUAAAGGACCUUUGGGCACAUAUGUCUCUUAGCAUUCGAAGUACGUAAUUAACAG